AUGGCGGAAUCAAGGCAGGUGAUGGGCACAGCCUCUGGCGAGCUCCUGAGCGCUCGGAAGACGCGGCCUCUGCACCUGCAGUAUGCUGGACAGUAUGCUGCAGUUUUCUCGGCACUCAAAGGUGUCUUCUAUGACGGUCUGCAGUCGGUGCUGGACUUUGUGACAGGCAGGCUUCAGGAUUGCAGUCGUGCUGCUUGGGAGGAGGCUGAUGAGGUUGUUGUGGAAGAGCUGCGGCAGCUUUCGUUCGACCAGGCCCAAGCAGAUGUCGAGGACCCUGCGUCAGGUUGCUUGGAAGAUCUGGGCCCUGAGUUGAUGCGCUGUGUAGGCAGCUAUCUCGGAGUUUCCCCGUUUUGCUAUUACCGCGCUGCGUGCCGAUUGAACGCAGAGCCGAAGGAACUUGUGGCCCACUGGGCUGGUCUGGUGAAGCCAGACAGGACUGAAGUGUAUAUGCUUGCAGCCUGCCCACCAGAAGAUCUGGAGCAACGCCUUCUUCUUUUUGAUGUUCACGUUCGUGAGGGUUACAAAGGCCUGCACUGCUUGUUUGAGACGAAUCUGUCGUACUGGUGGAAGAUGCACCCGGAUGCCUAUGUGGACGUGCUGUCGAGCUUGAGGAAGCACAGGGCAGCAAACCCAGAGCUGCGGGGUUUGGUUGCCGGUCUUGCAGCCAGGCUCUUACGCCACGGGCCAGACAGGCGUGCUCGACACUUUCUUCUCCGAGAUGUUUUGGACUUGCUCCGAUCACCUGAUUUGGAGGAUCAGUUCCGUGCAAUGGAUACUUUGAGGACCUCAGCAGCCGGCUUGGGCCGGUUCACGAGCAAGUUCAAGGCAGCUUUGAAUGCGAUAUUGGCUCAGAAGGCCCGCAGAACAGUGGCACACAGUCAAGCCUUAAAGGCUUUCCAAAGGCUGGACGACCUGUCCUCUCAUCGCUCACUUCCGCAAGCACCACGCUCUCUUUAG
Symbiodinium natans is the source of this 957-nucleotide messenger RNA. The record is from the annotation of a GenBank genome assembly. Lineage: Eukaryota; Dinophyceae; Suessiales; Symbiodiniaceae.